Molecule: messenger RNA, 666 nt
Organism: Paramecium tetraurelia
Lineage: Eukaryota; Ciliophora; Oligohymenophorea; Peniculida; Parameciidae
Exons: 1
Source: RefSeq, a predicted model, not a curated record
AUGUUAGAUUAAUGUUAGUAUUUUACAUUUGAUUACUCAUAUCAAUUCCUAUGUCAUAGAAUAGAGAAGCGAAUUUAUCCUGCACAUUAUAAAGUCAAGAACAGAGCGAUCAAUUCAUUCUUGGAAAAGAUUCAGAUAAAUCCCAUACCUUUUGAAAUUGUCUCUAUUGCAAACAUGACCAAUGUUAGCAAACACAUUGCUGAAAGCGAGAUAAUCUAUGAGAAUGCUAAAACCGUUGAUGAUUAGGAAAGGACUCAGGUUCCUCCAAAUGAAUUAUGGGAAAAGGCUAAGCAAUGUUGCACUCUUUUGGAAUCCUCGAAAGUAGACACUCAGGAUCUUAUUCGCGUUUCUCACCUAUAUGAUUAAAUUUUAGAUAUUUUACAACCUCCAAAACCUCGACAUGUGUAUUUCAUCUCACCUCACAACUCUGAUACCGAGACCAAACAAAAGAAAUUGGUCUACAAUCCAGAGGCACUUAGCAAUCUUAUCAAAAGACUCAGGUCUGGGAGAGUGCAAUCCCAAACCAGAUCUUUGUUUCGAUCUACACAGAGAAUGCAAACAUCAUCCAUUGGCAAAUAGAUCCAAAAAACUGAAUUGAAUGAACAAUUGAGUACUCAAGCACUCAACUUUCUAAAGUAGUUAAAGAAGAAGCAAUUGAAUAAGUGA